GCUGCUGCGCCCGUGGCGAGGCGGACUGUGACGCUUUUGGGAUCCGCUGUACGAGUCAGUUGUCUGUUCGCAUCCAACCAGAAAGCAAGUAGGGUCUGUACUAGAGUUUCUUCGGUAAGAAGCCACGAGGUCGUUCGCUGCGUUAGCAAUUUGUGCUGCAGAUUCUGAAGGAAAGUGUUGAAAAUUAAAAAAGUGUGUGAAAAAAAUAGAAAAUUUAAAUAAAGCGCAAGCCAACGGCUUAAAAUCAUAAAAUUACAGAAAUAAAAAUAACAAAAAGAAAAGAAGCUACCGCUCUUCAGCCUAGUGAUUACGGCUGUCGAGUUAUUAAUUGCUGAGUUUUGAGCGCUGUUAAAUAAUACCAAUUUUCCCCCCUGGAAACCCCCGAAAAACGUGUCACAUGUGUUUUGGUACAAAAAAGUGACAACAGACCUGACAAUCAGCCAUCAAAAAAGUAACAGUGUUAAGUAACAGAAUAAGAUAAAUAGAAGAGAUAGAAAAAAAACGUAACGAAAUUACGUGUAAAAAGUGCGUACAAAUGCAGUUUGAUUGCGCGUGAUAAAUAAAUAAAUAAAAAAUAAGUGAAAAGUGUGGCAAAGUGGAAACAAAAAUUGUUUUUGGUAUUGAAAAUAUAUACAAUUGUAUUGAGCGAGGUUAGAGCGCAAUGUUAUAAAACAAAAACAAAACAGAAAAAUAUCAAAUAAUAAUAAUACAAAUAGAGCGCGAGAGUACGCAUCGUGAGAGCCAAAAAACCAAAUAAAUAUUUGUAUGCGGCCAAAAAUUGCUGUAUCACAAUAAAAAAAUAAGAAAAUAUUUUGCAACAACAACUACAGCUAUUAUCAGCGCUGAAAGAGAACAGCGGUUCAGCAAACAUUUUAACGGCGUGACAGCGGUGAAGGUUAUUAUUCUAAUCUUACAACGCUCGGCGAAGCCAACACAACGAACUAUCAGUGGGAGUCACCACGUAUACACGACUUCGCCAAAAUUGCACAAAAAAUUUCCUAUCCGACCAGUUACACGAAUACCGCAAACCUGCACCUCAUAAACGAUCCGUUCACUAUAAUGGAGGGCUUCGUGCAUGACUGGCCCACGCCACCGCCCACAGAUAUACCCCUGCACAUGGAUCUAGUCAGCGAAUUGCAGGGUGAUGGUGGCUUUGAGCCGCAAACGCGUGCCAGAUCGAAUACCUGGCCAUGUCCGCGACCAGAGAACUUUGUCGAGCCGUCCGAUGAUUUGGACAGCACGAAGGCGAGUAAUCAACAGCUGGCGAGUGCGGAUUCGCAACAGACUAUACAGAGUAUAAAUACAGCGAAAAAGAAUUCGUCACGUCGUAAUGCGUGGGGCAAUUUGUCGUAUGCCGAUUUGAUAACGCAUGCCAUCGGUUCGGCGACCGACAAACGGUUAACGUUGAGCCAAAUCUACGAGUGGAUGGUGCAGAAUGUGCCGUAUUUCAAGGAUAAAGGCGACUCGAAUAGCAGUGCCGGCUGGAAGAAUUCCAUACGUCACAAUCUCUCGCUGCACAAUCGUUUUAUGCGCGUACAAAACGAAGGUACUGGCAAAUCGUCGUGGUGGAUGCUGAAUCCCGAUGCUAAACCUGGCAAAUCCGUGCGUCGGCGCGCCGCCUCAAUGGAAACGUCACGUUACGAAAAGCGUCGGGGGCGUGCCAAAAAGCGUGUGGAAGCUUUACGUCAAGCAGGCAUAACGGGUCUCAAUGAUGCCACGCCAUCGCCUAGUAGUAGUGUUAGCGAAGGUUUAGAUCACUUCUCGGAGAGUCCAUUGCACAGUGGCAACUUCCAAUUGUCACCGGAUUUCCGGCAACGCGCCUCAUCGAAUGCCAGUUCCUGCGGACGUCUAAGUCCGAUACCAGCACUUAUAGGACUCGAGCCAGAUUGGAGUUUCGGUGCUGAUUACACAAGUACAAACAUAACGCCAGCACAGGCAGCCUCAAUGGAUCAGUUAGCUGGCUCCAUAGCGGAGGUCAAACUGCCAAAGGAUAUUCUACAAGGGUUCAGCGCUGCCUCCGGCAUGCCCACACAGCCGCCACCGCCAUACCAGGCGCCACAGACAUACAGCCUCAAUGGGCCGGUCGUCUCGCAGGGCUACAGCCUGCAGCCACAGCAAUGCCUGUUGCAUCGCUCGCUGACGUGCAGCUGCUUGCACAACUCACGCGACGGUCUGUCGCCCAAUUCAGUCACUACAACAAUGUCACCCGCGUAUCCGAACAGCGAGCCGUCGUCCGACUCAUUGAACACUUACAGCAAUGUCGUGUUAGAUGGCGGCAAUGCCGCGAACGAUAAUGGUGCUAACUUAAUGGUGCAACAACAGCAGCAGCAACAGCAACAACAGCGACAACAGCAGCAGCAACAACAACAACAACAACAGUCACUUAACACAAAUUUGGAAGACAAUAACUGUGCAUCUACGCUUAUCGGGCAGUGCAUGGAGGCGCUUAAUAAUGAACCACAAAUUGACGAAUUUACAUUGGACAGCUUUCAACCAGGACUCGAUUGCAAUCUCGAGGAGCUGAUCCGACAGGAGAUGAGCAUCGACGGCAUGUUAGACAUAAAUAUACCAUUCACCGCUGACCCCUCAAGUGUUGCCAAUGAUACGGCGAAUUUGGUUAAUAGCGCUUUGGGCGGUGCGAAUAAUACACACCAACAGCAACAACAACAACACCAACAACAAUUGAAUCAGUUGCAAGCACAGUUACCACAACAACAGCAGCAGCAGCAACAACAACAACUGAUGCCAUCACUGUUGAAUAGUAUCGCUAGCAAUAACAACAAUAACAAUAAUAAUAAUAGUAAUAUGUUAGAGUUGCCAACCGCCACACCGACGCAAACAAAUCUAAAUGCACGCGUACAAUACUCACAAGCGAGCGUUGUAACGCCACCAUCUUGGGUGCACUAAAGGAGCGGAGUGUGCGUGCGUGCGUGUGUUUGUGCAUGUUUUUGCGGGUGUCAGUAAGAGCGCAAUGCGGAGUAAAAUUAGUUAUAACUAUAACAACAGCAACAACAACAACAACAUAAUUAGCUAAAUCAAGUGGUAAUCUAAUCGGUGGAUUUUUGUCAACACUAGCAAAUGAGCAACUAAACGGUUACUAAUAACGCGUAAUUUUGGUAGCGAUUGCGUAUAUAUACCCGAAGUGGAAAUGUGGCGAAUGUCAGACUGAUGGGGUGACAUUUGAUAUGCAACAUAGUGUACAUACAUAAAUAUGUACGUUUCAAGUAGUUGCCUGCGCCACAAAGUUGGGUAGUCUGGUAGCGCCAAGCCAAUUUAACACUAGAAAUAUGUAUUUGGAUACAUAUUACAUACAAUAUACAUAUAUAUAUAUAAACUACUACAUACAGAACAUAUAGCAAUUGAUAGUUGACGAAAGGAUUUAAUCUAUACAUAACUGUAAAAACAACAAAUGCCAACGAAUUGCUUUCUGAUUUCUUCUAUCCACACAUUAAAUCAAAAUCAGUUCACCAAAGGAAACUGAGUUGAAAUCAAAAUACAACAAAAAAGUAGAAAAAACUAAAAAUAAUGGACAGCUGAAAUUAGCUUAAAAGUUGGUUGAGAAACAACAAAAAAAUAAAAAAUUAAAAAUAAAUAAAACAAAAACAAAUCAAGGACAAUAGCGACAUUGGAAACGGAUUAGAGCUAACCAACUGCAAGCAUAACUGUAAACGAGCGGAUAGCAAACAGACUCUAUAUAGAAAGCUAAUUCUUCUGGUCCCAUGGUCGAAGCAAAACAAUAAAAUUCAUAUAAAUACAUACAGACAUAUAUAUAUAAUUAACUGAAAUUAGCUACAAUAAUAAUAAUUAGUACUAGUAGUAGUAAGAAAUGUGUUUGUAUAAUGUAGGUACAACAACAACAACAAUACUAUAACACUUCUGUAAAUAUGCAUGUUAAAACGUCAACUUUAGUUUGUUAAGUAAAAAACAAAAAAAAAAUAAAUAUAAAUAUAAAUAUACUUUGUAUUUCUCAGCUAAAACAAAAAAAUAAUAAAAAAAUGUUUUACUAAAAAUUUGUGCUAAAUAAAAUAAAAUAAAUGUAAUAAUAAAUAUAGGAUGAAAACAAAAAACUAAAAGAAACAUAUGAUAAAUGAAAUCCUGAAAGCAUCAUAAUACGUAAUAUAAUAUAAUUAGCGAAAUUUCAUAAAUAAAAGAGAUAAUAAUUUUUUUGUUUUGCUUUUAAUUAUAUUUUUUUUAUAUAUUAAAUAACUGUAAUACAAAGUACUAUGUAAAACAUUAAAACUGAGCAUAAAAUGUAAAACAUGUUAAUUCGUUUAAGUUACAACAACAACAACAACAAAAUUGUGUUUUCCUUAUUUCUAAAAUAGAAACACAAAAAACAUAUUUUUAUUUAAAAAAAAUAUGAAAAAAGUAAACUAUUGCAAAUAAAAUAAAUAAGCAUAAAAUAAUAAUAGAGCGAUAAAUUUAAACGUUUAAAGUGAAAAAUAAAGAAAUGGUUAAAUGUGUUUAUAAUUUUUAUUUAAGUAGUACAAAAUGUAGAACCGCAACGUCAUAGCUGUAAAGUUAAGCAUAAAUGUAAGCCAAGCAAAAAUUUGAAAAAAUAAUAAAGGAUGAAUGUUUAUUACACUACA
This is a messenger RNA of Zeugodacus cucurbitae (melon fly), 4589 nucleotides long. It is a transcript of the gene foxo, whose product is annotated as forkhead box protein O. Bases 1060 to 2907 code for a protein of 615 amino acids. Gene Ontology annotation, molecular function: DNA-binding transcription factor activity, RNA polymerase II-specific; RNA polymerase II cis-regulatory region sequence-specific DNA binding. The transcript has 11 exons. The record is from RefSeq and is a predicted model, not a curated record. Gene Ontology annotation, cellular component: nucleus. Gene Ontology annotation, biological process: regulation of transcription by RNA polymerase II. NCBI's taxonomy places the organism in Eukaryota, Metazoa, Arthropoda, Insecta, Diptera, Tephritidae.